AUGAACUGGACAUCAGAUGCCGAUUUUAUUUUGGCUGGUCUAUCUAGCAAUGAAAGUAUUCAGACAUUUUUGUUUGUGAUAUUCCUUCUUUUCUACCUGAUAUCACUGAGUGGAAAUUUCACCAUCAUAGUUACAAUAUGGUCGGAACAUAAAUUACACACACCCAUGUACUUCUUCCUGGGAAACUUAUCAUUUCUGGACAUCUGCUAUUCUUCAGUAACCGUGCCCAAGUUGUUGUUGGGUCUGGCAGGGGGCAGUUCAGAGAUCUCAUACAGAGGGUGUAUGGCCCAGCUUUAUUUCUAUGUCUCGUGCUGCAGCACAGAAUGUUUGCUACUUUCGAUCAUGGGCUUUGACAGAUACGUGGCUAUAUGUGACCCUAUGCACUACACCAUAAUAAUGAACAAACACAAGUGCCUCCAGCUGGCUGUAGGUCUUUGGCUUGUCGGCUUUACAACUUCAGUUAUACACACUAUUUUCACAGCUCGGUUGCCGUACUGUAAUUCACACAGAAUCUCUCAUUUCUUCUGCGAUAUUCCACCAAUGCUCGAGCUGGCAUGCUCUGACACUUUUCUUAACAAAAUUCUAAUCCUCACAGCAGGAGGAUUUUUAGGACUCAGCUCCUUUUUACUCACCCUGGUGUCCUAUAUCCAAAUCAUUUUAACCAUUUUAAAAAUACGAAGUAACAUUGGCAGAAGAAGAGCAUUUUCCACUUGUGCUUCUCAUUUAAUGGUGGUCAUCAUCUUCUUCGGAAGCAUCAGUUUUAUGUACAUGAGGCCAACCUCUAGCUAUUCUUUAAAACAAGACCAGCUAGUAUCUCUUCUCUAUGCUGUUGUCACUCCUGCACUCAACCCAAUUAUCUACACCCUAAGGAAUCAGGAGGUCAAAAUUGCUCUUAAAAAGAAUAUAAAUCAAAGGUUAAAUUCUACGUAUUUAUUGAAACAUUAUGUCUUAGCUUUCUUUAAAGAGUUUGGCUGAUCUGUUAUAUUUCAAUGAAACAUUUCCCUGAAUAAAAUGAUUUCCUCAAAAUCAUUUCAUUUCACUUGUGAAUGAAUGUUGAUGCUCGGCUCCACAUGCAGCCCGGGGAGUCUAAGGCCGCGUACACACGGUCAGACAAAACCGAUGAGAAUGGACCGAGGUUCAGUUUCAU
Molecule: messenger RNA, 1147 nt
Organism: Rana temporaria (common frog)
Lineage: Eukaryota; Metazoa; Chordata; Amphibia; Anura; Ranidae
Product: olfactory receptor 5V1-like
Exons: 1
Coding region: 1-975 (324 amino acids)
Biological process (GO): G protein-coupled receptor signaling pathway
Cellular component (GO): membrane
Molecular function (GO): G protein-coupled receptor activity; olfactory receptor activity
Source: RefSeq, a predicted model, not a curated record